AUGACUGUUGAAGAGAAUAUUAUCACACACCCUGUUCCUCCUCGUCUUUUGGAUACUUCAAAGUAUCCUAAGCCUCACAUUCACUCCAUGGACACGUAUAAGGCCUUAUGGAAAGAAAGUGUUGAGCACCCAGAAGAGUUCUUUGCCAAGUAUGCUCGUGAGCUCUUGUCUUGGUCCAAACCAUUUGAAACCGUCCGUCAUGGCUCACUUGCUCAUGGCGAUAUUGGCUGGUUCUUGGAAGGUGAACUGAAUGCCUGUUAUAACUGUGUAGACAGACAUGCCUUGAAGAACCCCAACAAGAUUGCUAUUAUUCAUGAAGGUGAUGAACCAGAUCAGGUCCGUAAUAUUACCUAUGGUGAAUUAUUCCGACUUGUCUGUCAAAUGGCAAACACUUUAAAAAAUCUGGGUGUGCGUAAAGGAGAUAACGUAGCUAUCUACAUGCCUAUGAUACCUGAAGCUCUUGUUGCUGCUCUCGCCUGUGCUCGUAUCGGCGCUGUUCAUUCCGUUGUUUUUGCUGGUUUUUCGGCCGAAUCGUUACGUGAUCGUAUAAUUGACUGUGCUGCUCGCGUCGUCAUCACAUCAGAUGAAGGCCGUCGUGGAGGCAAAAACAUCGCUACCAAGCGCAUUGUGGAUGAAGCUCUGCGCAGUAACCAAACUCAUAUUGAACAUGUUAUUGUCUUCCGUCGUACAGGAUCACCUAUUGAUUGGGUGGAAGAUCGAGACUUGUGGUGGCACGAAGAAAUGGCUAAAGCAAGAACCUUUUGCCCACCUGAACCUAUGAAUGCCGAGGACCCUCUUUUCUUGCUUUAUACAUCAGGAUCAACAGGUGCACCCAAGGGUAUUUUACACACAACCGGUGGCUAUCUCUUGGGAGCUGCUUUGACGGUCAAGUAUAUUUUUGACUAUCACGAGAACGACAUUUUUGCUUGUAUGGCAGAUAUUGGAUGGAUCACAGGUCACACUUAUGUCAAUUAUGGUCCACUUACUUUGGGUGGCACAACGGUUUUGUUUGAAUCUACACCAACCUAUCCUGAUCCUUCUCGUUUCUGGAGAUUAGUCGAAAAACACAAGGUUACUCAGUUCUAUACCGCACCUACUGCCAUUCGUGCCCUUCGUCGUUUAGGUGAUGAGUGGGUGGAUAAAUGUGAUUUGUCCUCUCUUCGUGUCAUUGGUUCUGUUGGAGAGCCCAUUAAUCCUGAGGCCUGGGAGUGGUACUAUAAGAAGGUCGGACGAUCGCAGUGUGCUGUUGUUGAUACCUAUUGGCAAACCGAGACAGGAUCUAUUGUCAUUGCACCUCUUCCUGGUGUUACUCCUACCAAAGCUGGUUCAGCUACAUUGCCUUUCUUUGGUAUCAAGCCUGUCAUCUUGGAUCCUACUACAGGCAAAGUACUUGAGGGUAACGAUGUGACAGGUGUGUUGGCUAUCUCUCAACCUUGGCCUUCAAUGGCCCGUACAGUCUAUAACAACCACGCUCGUUUCCUCGAAACAUAUCUGCAUCCUUACAAUGGAUAUUACUUCACUGGCGAUGGUGCUACUCGUGAUAAAGACGGCUAUAUUUGGAUCCGUGGACGCGUUGAUGAUGUUAUUAACGUAUCCGGUCACCGUCUAUCCACUGCUGAAAUAGAAUCUGCUUUAAUUCUUCAUCAUUCGGUUGCAGAAGCUGCUGUUGUGGGAGGUCAUGAUGAUUUGACUGGUCAAUGUAUCCAUGCAUUUGCUGUACUAAAGCCCAAUAUCGAGGACUCUGAAGGAUUUGAGAAGGAGUUGACCUUACAAGUGCGUAAAGUGAUAGGGCCUUUUGCUACGCCGAAGCGUAUCUAUGUUGUCACGGAUCUUCCCAAGACAAGAUCUGGUAAGAUCAUGCGCCGUAUUCUUCGCAAGAUCGUGAACGGAGAGCAGGACUCUUUAGGUGACACUUCUACUUUGGCCGAUCCUUCAGUUGUUGAUCAACUCAUUAAGCGCGUUAUAGGCAAGAAAUAA
Molecule: messenger RNA, 1977 nt
Organism: Rhizopus microsporus ATCC 52813
Lineage: Eukaryota; Fungi; Mucoromycota; Mucoromycetes; Mucorales; Rhizopodaceae
Product: acyl-activating enzyme
Exons: 4
Coding region: 1-1977 (658 amino acids)
Cellular component (GO): cytosol
Molecular function (GO): AMP binding; acetyl-CoA synthetase activity
Source: RefSeq, a predicted model, not a curated record